This is a messenger RNA of Gasterosteus aculeatus aculeatus (three-spined stickleback), 4938 nucleotides long. The record is from RefSeq and is a predicted model, not a curated record. Lineage: Eukaryota; Metazoa; Chordata; Actinopteri; Perciformes; Gasterosteidae.
GAAGAAGAAGAAGAAGAGACACAAAAAUACGAAGAAGAAGAAGGAUAAGACGUACUGCGCGCCAAUUCCGAAAGAUGUAAACAUUGGCUGCUAUAAAGAAAGAACAUUUGUUUCCACAUAACGUAAAGAGGGAACAUUUUUUAAUCUGUCAACAAUGAAUUCCAGCGGAAAAGGAUCCGGCGAUUCAAGUCAUCUCGUUGGCAGCUGUGAUGGCGAUUCCAUCAAAGUUUUUGUGCGAGUACGACCUCUGACCCAGAGCACAGGGUUGACCACUGAUAAAGAUCAGAAGCUGUGUCUCACAGUCACCUCACCCAACACCAUCCGUCUGCUGUCAAAACCAGAACCACGAACCUUCACAUAUGAUCAUGUUGCUGACAUGGACACAUCUCAGGAUUCUGUGUUCUCCAGUGUGGCCAAGAACAUUGUUGAGUCUUGCAUGAAUGGAUACAAUGGUACUAUAUUUGCCUACGGACAAACGGGCUCAGGGAAAACCUUCACCAUGCUUGGACCAUCUGAGUUGGAUAACUUCACAGAUGAGCUAAGAGGGGUCAUCCCUCGAAGUUUUGAGUACUUAUUUUUUCUCAUCAACAGAGAAGUGGAAAAGUCUGGCCAGUCCAAGAGUUUUCUUUGCAAAUGUUCGUUUAUUGAGAUAUACAACGAACAAAUCUAUGACCUUCUGGACACUGCCUCAGCCAGCCUUUUCCUCAGGGAAAACAUCAAAAAAGGUCUUUUUGUUGAGGGAGCUGUGGAGAAGUUUGUCAACUCAGCCGCCGAAGCCUACCAGGUGCUGUCUAUGGGCUGGCGUAAUCGCCGCGUCGCCUCCACCUCCAUGAACCGAGAGUCUUCUCGAUCUCACGCCGUGUUCACCAUGACCUUAGAGUCUAAGGAGUCUAUCAACGAAGUGGUAAACAUCCGGAUGUCUCAGCUGAACCUGGUCGAUCUGGCAGGUUCUGAAAGGCAGAAAGACACACAUACAGAAGGCUCCAGACUCAAGGAGGCCAGCAGCAUCAAUCGCUCUCUCAUGUGUCUUGGUCAGGUGAUAAUGGCUCUGGUCGAUGUGUCCAAUGGGAAAAACCGUCACAUUUGCUACAGAGAUUCUAAACUCACCUUCCUGUUAAGGGAUUCUCUUGGCGGAAAUGCAAAGACUUAUAUCAUUGCCAAUGUGCAUCCUGGUUCUAAGUGUUUUGGAGAAACGCUGUCCACCUUGCAGUUUGCUCAGAGAGCAAAGUUGAUCAAGAAUAAGGCCAUUAUCAAUGAAGACACACAGGGAAAUGUGAGGCAGUUACAAGCGGAGCUGAAGAAGCUGAAAGAGCAGCUUGCUCAGUCACUAACUUUCCUGCCAGUGGACUGUGGGAGAGAUGCAGCGCCAGGAGGACCUGAACUCCCUAAAGAAGGUCAACAGGAGUCCUCAUAUAAAGCAAAGUUUAUGGCUUCUGUCCGUCUGUGGAGAAAGGGCGAAGAGGAGAAGAGGAUGCUGUUUAAGAAAGUGGCUCAGCUUGAGGAGGCCUGGACGCAGAAGGACAAGUUCAUUCACUCGAGCCGAAUGAUUAUCAAGUUUCGAGAGGACCACAUCCAUCGCCUCGAGAACAAAUUGAAGACGGGACUUCAAGGCUCACUCUCCGACAAAGAGUCCCAGACUCUGAUUGAUCGGCUGAAAGAAGAGAUCAUGAUCUUGAGAGACCAGGUUGAACAUCACCCAAAGAUGACGCGAUGUGUAGCGGAGAACUUCAGCCUCAGAGAGGAGAUCCGUCGGCUCCGUUGUCUUGAAUCCGCUGUAAGAGCUGAAGAAGAUUCGGUGCAGGUUGCGGCGGAGUUGGAAGAGGCCUUCCAGAGGGCUGUGGAAACGGAGAGACCCACAGAGGGUAAGAUAACACUGCUUCAGUGGAGCAAAUGUCAAAUAAAUGUGAUGCAUGUCUACUUUGCAAUAAACUCAUGUCGCUCCACAGUUCUACCUGCAGAUUCUGUCCCGGGUGCUGCAAUGGAGAAGCUGAAGGCUCAGCUGCUUCAGAAACAGUGUGACCUCACUGGUGUAUUUCAGGCCUUUGAAGAGUACAAAGAAAUCACUAGCAAACAGAUGUUACAACUGGAGUCUGAGAAAAGAUACCUUGACAAGUCCAACAGGCAUUUGGAAAACAUUUUGGAAGCCACAAAUGCUUACAAAAUGAAGGAAGUCUCUGAGCUGAACAGAAUUCACGUUGAAACUAUAAAGAUUCUUACCACGCCCACCAAAGCACACAGCUUGCGGACCCGUCUUGUGCCUCUCUCCAGCCCGGACCACCUCAAUGGGACGGACAAUGAUCCAGACAACAUUUGGACGGAGCAGCUUCCUUCAGACACGGCUGAGAUGGCCUUAACUGAGGAACUCAGCCAAGUGCAGGAACAAGCCUGCCGUGCGCAGACACAGUUCAAUGAGGAGGAGCUGAAGAACAGCAAGCUGUCACAGCAAAUCACAAAGCUUGAGGAGCAGAUCGCUCUGAUGUCAGAAGAGUGUGACCGCAAGGACGAGCUACUUUCUUGUGAGCGAGCUAACCGAAACAAAGACCAACUCAACCUGCAAGCAACAGUCUGUGAGCUGCAACAGAGCCUCCUGUCUGAACAGCAAGCAGCACAGGUGCUGAGGAGUGAGGUCUGUGAUCUCCGCCUGGUGCUGCAGUCGUCUGAUUCCGAGCUGGCCGCUGUGAGGAACGAGCUAAGAGAUGGCCAGAGCGAGAGGCAGAGAGAGACGAGCCAGCUCUCCGCCAGUCUGAUCAGCACACAGCUGCGGCUGGACAAAGUCCAGAUGGAGUGGGAGCAGCUUCUGGAGCAGCAUCGGACACUACAAGAUUCAUUUGACCAGCUCCAAGCCGAGGCCAAGUUUGAGGCUGAUCAGGCAAGACAGCAGCUGCAGGACAGGCAGCAAGAGAUUGCUGAACUGCAGGCACGGCUCACGGAUUUGAACAGUUCUCUGCAGACUGAGCAAGAGCACACAAGCACCCUGAUGUCCCAGUUGAAAGAAAACAAAGAGAGUUCAUCAAAAGAAAUUAUUGAAACCGUGGAGCAGAAUACACAGCUUAGAAAACAAGUCUCAGACCUGACACAACAACUUCAACAACAGGCAUCGAAAAUGAGCGAUCUUGAGCAAAAUUCCCUCUCUGCCAACGAAACGAUAAAAAGCUUGGAACAGAAGAUUGAACAGGAUAAAGAUGUUGUUGUAGAUCUCAUCAACCAAACCCGAGACCUCCGCAGUGAGCUGAGCCAGAGGGACCAGACCAUGAGCAACCUGUCUGGGGACAUCAGAGACAUGACGGCCAAGUUCAAUGCUACCUGUCUGGAGAGGGAGGAUAUCCGGGAACACAACUCUAAGAUGCAAGCAGAAAUCUAUGAUCUGAAAGAAUCUUUAGACAGACGGGUAGCCUCCAACCAAAUAGAGCUGGAGGUGUUGCAAGAGGAGGUCGUCUAUGCCACGGAAGAGGUUGAGAGACUCACUAAAGUCAUUGAUGAGCAGAACAGCCUCCUCCAAGCAUCUCAAGAGCAAACGUCCCAGAAGGAUAUCACGAUACAGAACCUGCAGCAGGAGAUUCAACAACAUCAAGAAGCCGUUGAGAGAACUUUCCGAAAUGGGAAUUUCAAAUCCUUUAUUGAUGUUACAAACACACCUAAAUCAUUACCCCGGACACCCCGCACUCCAGGAAGUUUCAACAGGGACUUGACCCAGGUGCUUGAAAGCCAGGAGAGGGAGCUGGAGAACCGCCGCUCCUCCAUGAUGACCAUGGAGAUUCUUUUAACGGAGCUGAACACUGAGAGGGUUGCCAAGAAUGAGGAGAUCCAAAGGCUCAAGAUGCAACUGACCGAGAAAGAGAUGGUCCGGAUUCAGAUCCAGUCUUUACUCGACCAGUUUUACAACAAGCAGGGCCAGCUGACACCGAGUGGAGACAACAACGGUGAAGAGUUGAAUGGAGCCAUGAACCAAACUAUACUUAAAGAGCUAAAGGAAGAGAGAGAAGAGAAGAGCAAAAUAAUGCAGAAGCUCUCAGAGUCCCAUAAAAGACUGCAAGCGCAGGAUUCGAUGUUGGCCCAGUCCCAAACCUGCGUCCAGGAGCUGACCACCGAGCUGAGGAAUCGCUGUCUCGAGUUGAGAGACCUGAACCUGAGGGUGCAGGAUGAGGACAAACUUCUCCAGGAGAACGAGGUUCUCCGCAGGCAGAAUGUUAAGCUGUCGGAGGAGAAUGGGAAACUUGUGGGGCAUAAGAACCACAAACAGAGGAUUGAAUAUCUGGUGAAGCUGAAAAAGGACAACACCAAACUUCAAGAGGAAAAUGAAAAACUCAGGACAGAGAUGACAUUAUUGCGGGACAGCGGUGGAUAUCCACCACUGGAGAUGUCAUAAAUCCUUGAUUCUUCAAGUGUUUGAAUCUCUGUAAUUUGCUAAAUCUUUCCCAGUAAAAAAUAUUUUAUUCAUGCUUUUUUAACAGCAUUGAAGUGGUCAGGUAUUUUAAUGGUUUAAAGUAAAAAUACAUUGUGGGUUAUGUUUUUUUAUUGUCUAAUGUGCAGAAAUGAUUUAGCUCGUAAUCAUAUUUUUUACACCUACAAAUUGACCUGGAAGCAUACUGUCCCUUUUACAUGUAUCUGAUUUUGCAGCAGAAUAAAAGCCACCAAAAGUAUGGAGAGGCUUGUUUGGAUGAACUCUGCAUCAGUCUAGCUCCAAUCCCUGUUGGGUUUCCUUUUUAGAUGUACUUUUUUUUCUCGGAUUGCAUGCAAAUUACAAGAAUGCACAAUCUUAAUGUGAAAUCUGGGCAUUUUUUUGUGAUUAUGUCUAGUGCUGUUAAUGUACUGUAUCCACCAUAUAGUUUUGUGUAUUUUUCCCAUCAUACUGAACUGUUAAGCCAAUGCAUUUUUUAAGAACAAUGAACUCUUAAAAACGUUUGAUACUGUUAUUAAAAUUGUUGUUAUUGAAAAGUA